UGAUUGAUGCUUGUUCUUUUCCAUUAAGAACUGCUCUUCCCUAAACCGUCAACCCUAGCUCUUUUUGCCUACACCUAGGCUUUUACUUCUACCAAAGUGACUACACGCUUCCACCCAACACAUCACCUCUCCAGUAUCGAUUGCCACGGAGUCACAGACUGCAAUAUUUGGCUUGUCUCUCUCUCUCUCUGCAUGAAAUCAAACAAACUCUUGCGCUCACAAACUACAAAACCAGUUGAACAAAGAUGGGAAAGUGCAUGAAGAAAUUGAAGAUCGCAGGUGAUGUGGCUCUGAUCAUGGAGCUCUCCCAUUUACCCCAUGCGGCCUCCAUUGGUGCCUGUACCAGAGCCAAACUCCUGGCCCUUCAACGAUUCCAGAAAACUACUCUCUUACCCGCUGUUGCACCCAACCCAGACGCAUCCUCCCUCUCCUUCCUCCAGCUCCGCAGCCGCCGCCGCCUCCAGAAACCUCCUUUAUUCAGAAAACAACAGCUGCAUCAACAUCAACUACAGCCACAGCUUUGCAGAGAGAGCCCAAGCCCCAGGCCCAAUUCGAGGCCCAGGGUAGGGCGGGUGGACGAGGAGGAGCAGGGGUGUGUUGGUGCAUUUCCGAAGGGAAAUGAAUCAGAGGAUAGUAAUGAUUUCGGGGUUGAGGCUUCGUUUGGAAUGGAGCUUGAUGGUGGCGACAGGAGCAUCAGGCACAGCGUGCCAUGCAGUUUGAUAAGGGACUCAGAUUCCAUGAAAACCUGUGGUUCAACCUCCAGGCGAACAAUUUCUACUGAAGCUAACCAAAGAGUUAGGAAUGACAUGAGAAGAAACAUCCCAACAACACAAGAGAUGGAGGAGUUUUUUGUCUGUGCCGAGCAGCCACAACAGAGAAUGUUUAUUGAGAAGUACAACUUCGAUGUGGUGAAUGAUUUGCCCCUUCCAGGACGGUUUGAAUGGGUGCAGAUGGUUUCCUAAGCAAAGACCAUUUUAUUAGAGUUGCCAUUCCCUGCAAUUACUCAAUUGAUUCUUGGCUAGGGCAUUUGAAGUGUGUAGGGCAAGGAAGCUAGAGCUAACAUGACAGAACUUAUGAAUAGGGAGGGAUUCAUUAGGGGAGGAGAUUUGAGUAGGGUAGUUUUAGGGCUUUGAUAGUUCCAUCAAUGGUAAUAUCUCAUUGCUAGAUUUCAUUUCCAGUCUUUUCUUAAUUUUAGGGUGUUGUGUAUAGUUAGGUAGGGAUAAACCUUGCUCUUUGGAUUAAUGAAGUCUCUUCCCUUAUUUGGUGCCA
Messenger RNA from Juglans microcarpa x Juglans regia, 1269 nucleotides. RefSeq names its product cyclin-dependent kinase inhibitor 4. Gene Ontology annotation, cellular component: nucleus. The coding region runs from base 246 to 962 and encodes 238 amino acids. The transcript has 3 exons. Gene Ontology annotation, biological process: negative regulation of cyclin-dependent protein serine/threonine kinase activity. Gene Ontology annotation, molecular function: cyclin-dependent protein serine/threonine kinase inhibitor activity. The record is from RefSeq and is a predicted model, not a curated record. NCBI's taxonomy places the organism in Eukaryota, Viridiplantae, Streptophyta, Magnoliopsida, Fagales, Juglandaceae.